This is a messenger RNA of Camellia sinensis, 1891 nucleotides long. Its product is annotated as elongation factor 1-alpha. Lineage: Eukaryota; Viridiplantae; Streptophyta; Magnoliopsida; Ericales; Theaceae. The record is from RefSeq and is a predicted model, not a curated record. Gene Ontology annotation, biological process: translational elongation. Gene Ontology annotation, molecular function: GTPase activity; GTP binding; translation elongation factor activity.
CAUACACGAAGCUUUUGGCACAAUAAAAUAACAGAGACACAGUGUUCCUCCUUCUCAAACCCUAUCACUCCACUCUCUGCGCUUUGCUCCUCUCUCCUCUCGCGGCGUAGGGUUUUGCUGCAAAGCCCUCUUCACGGUUCCUAGAUAUUCAUAAUGGGUAAGGAGAAGGUUCACAUUAACAUUGUGGUCAUUGGCCAUGUCGACUCUGGAAAGUCAACCACCACUGGCCAUUUGAUUUACAAACUUGGAGGUAUUGACAAGCGUGUCAUUGAGAGGUUUGAGAAGGAGGCUGCUGAGAUGAACAAGAGAUCAUUUAAGUAUGCUUGGGUGCUGGACAAGCUCAAGGCUGAGCGUGAGCGCGGUAUCACCAUUGACAUUGCAUUGUGGAAGUUUGAGACCACCAAGUACUACUGCACUGUCAUUGAUGCUCCUGGACAUCGUGACUUCAUCAAGAACAUGAUUACCGGAACUUCCCAGGCCGAUUGUGCUGUCCUUAUCAUUGACUCCACCACUGGAGGUUUUGAAGCUGGUAUUUCCAAGGAUGGCCAGACCCGUGAGCAUGCCUUGCUAGCUUUUACUCUUGGUGUCAAACAGAUGAUCUGUUGCUGCAACAAGAUGGAUGCGACAACCCCGAAGUAUUCCAAGGCAAGGUAUGACGAAAUUGUUAAGGAGGUUUCAUCGUACUUGAAGAAGGUGGGAUACAACCCUGAUAAGAUCCCUUUCGUCCCCAUCUCUGGAUUCGAAGGUGACAACAUGAUUGAGAGGUCCACCAACCUUGAUUGGUACAAAGGCCCAACUCUGCUCGAGUCCCUGGACAUGAUUUCAGAACCCAAGAGGCCCACAGACAAGCCCCUCCGUCUCCCACUUCAGGAUGUGUACAAGAUUGGAGGUAUUGGAACUGUGCCAGUGGGACGUGUCGAGACUGGUGUCCUCAAGCCCGGUAUGAUCGUAACUUUUGGUCCCACUGGCCUAACCACUGAAGUCAAGUCUGUGGAGAUGCACCAUGAGGCUCUCCAGGAGGCUCUUCCGGGUGACAAUGUGGGUUUCAAUGUGAAGAAUGUUGCUGUGAAGGAUCUCAAGCGUGGGUUUGUUGCAUCAAAUUCCAAGGACGAUCCGGCCAAGGAAGCAGCUAACUUCACUUCUCAAGUUAUUAUUAUGAACCAUCCCGGUCAGAUUGGGAAUGGUUAUGCCCCUGUUCUUGAUUGUCACACAUCCCAUAUUGCUGUUAAGUUUGCUGAACUUGUGACCAAGAUCGAUAGACGGUCUGGUAAGGAGCUUGAGAAGGAGCCAAAGUUUUUGAAGAAUGGUGAUGCUGGGUUUGUUAAAAUGAUCCCCACCAAGCCCAUGGUUGUUGAGACCUUCUCCGAGUAUCCCCCACUAGGGCGUUUUGCUGUGAGGGACAUGAGACAGACUGUGGCUGUUGGAGUCAUCAAGAGCGUGGAGAAGAAGGAUCCUUCUGGAGCCAAGGUCACAAAAUCUGCUGCUAAGAAGAAGUGAAUUGUGCAGGGUCGGUUUCCUUCAGUUGAAGGACCUUAUUAUCAUUAUUAUAGUCGUCAUAAAAACUGGGCUUUUGUUAGUAGUCAUGUCAUCUCGAUUGGACUUUUACUUGGUUGCGUGGUCGAUUUUAAUAUUGCGUAUUUGCUGUUGUUGGGCACCAGUUCUCAGAACUGGGUGCUUGAUAGGCGGUGGCAGGGCUUUGAGCCGGGUCUUUUGUUUGUCUAUUUGUGGUUUAUUAAGUGGGAGUAGUGUUUGAAAUUCCUGCCAUGUAUGUAGUUGAGGGAGUUGCUAGUACACUAUGUUUUCCUGUGCUGUGCAGGCGUUUCCUAUAUUGUUUAGUAAGAUCUGGAUUUUGUGGUUUUAAAUAAAAUGUCCUGCUUUGUGGUAGUCUUAA